AUGAGUCGUCCAAAAGGCCAUACCCCUGGAAUGGACCCGAACGCACACAGAUUUUUCGAUGGAUUUCCAUGUUCUGAAGCUAUGGAGGCCUCUUACAAGUGCUUGACUGACAAUAAUUUCGACCACAGCAAGUGCGAAGACUAUUUCAGUGCUUACAAGGAGUGCAAAAAACGGUGGUUACAGGCAAAGAGGAAGCACAACAAACUUGAGCUGUUCGGAUCGACAGAAUAGUAAUCAAUAAUGACCACAUGGCCAUCUGUUAUGAAAGAAAAUGUCACGCGACAUGAUAUACGGCCUGUGUUUGCUAUACACUCUAAAAUCAACUACCAGCCUGUCUUGACUUCUCAUAUUUCUUUCACGUAAUAUGAAGUCUUACAAGUACACCGUAUGGAACAAACUACAUGACAUUUUUGAGUCAGUGAAUGACCUGUAAAUUCUUGUGUUCCCUUUUUUGAUCUUAUCUUUCUACUUUUGUGGACAUUGUGUUACAUUUUUGGAAGAAAUUUCGACUUCCACGAUCUACUUCCGCUUCCGGUCACGCUUCCGGUCACGCCCACACCUUCCUGUUGUAAUUGGUCCCUUUGGAUCGGAAUACAGUUAGCUUUCUCUUUACAGACACCUCUCCAAAAUGGUUACCUGCGGUUUGGUCCUGCCGUUAUUCAGCUUUUUUCAUUUACCCUCUAAACCGGCCAGGGGCGCUGCAAGGGGGGGUGGGGGGGGGGGGGCGGCAUGGGGGGCCCUUGUACCUCCACCCCCUCUGGUGAGAGGCAUUCCAAUGUUCCCUCAUUGACCACCCUGAAAACAAAAGCUAACGGGCCAAGCAAAAUCGUGGCAGAUACCCCAGAUUAUGAACCUGCUAGCUUGGGGUGCCUGUGAUAGCAAAAUCGACGGGCGAGCCGAUCAACCAACCGAUCAACAGGAGGGCGGAAUGGCGUGGAGAAGAGUGGAAGGGUGUGGUGGCUAUUUCACUUACCACUUCAGUAGCCUAAUAAUGUUUCUUUCCACGGGUUAAAAAGAUUUAUAAGAUACUCCUCACAAAAUAUUGUUUUGCUUUAUUUCUUGACUUAAGAAAAACACAAAUGAUUAAAUUUAGAAAAAUCAUCAAAUUGUCAUCCACAAUGUACAUUUGAAAUCGUCGAAGUUGGUCUUCACAAAUCUUUAGCCUGGUUUUCACUAGGGACCAUCUUUUUAGCAACGUAAGCACACAUACAAGUGCCAAGAGAACACUUUUAAAUCCCUAGUUCUCUUCUGUUUAUAAAACUUUCUUUUUUCAAAACUUUGGAGUUUAAAUUAUCAUCGAUCCUCCAUUUUGUUCUGUUUUGUUCCAAAAUGGUAGCAUGAAUGAAGCUGGAACGAGCGAUUUAAGGCUCAGCUUCGUUCCAGUUGUGCUUGCAAUGCAAUAUGCUUCCGUCACUAGUGCAAAACCAGGCUUGAGGAAUCACAGAAAAUUUCGACGACAUUUUCUUGACACAACUUUAAGAUUAAGGUGAAGGAAAACAAAACUUAGCGGCAUCGAAUGAAAUUUGGUGAAUGUAAUUGAUCGCUGUGUCUAUUUGUCUAUUUUCACCUUUUGUUUUAACCAAGACCGUAUUUUUCCCAUUUGUUCAUUGAGCGUAAUUCUUCUUUCCAAAAUUUUCUGUUUUCUUCCGAUUCUCUUCGAACUUUAUCCAUCUUUGCUAAGUAUUCCUCCAUAGUGUAUCCGUCAUCUCCUCCAUUGGAUUCUUCACCUGUAAAACAAACAAAAUUCUAAAUUAUCCUUAAAAGUUUUUCCUUGGUAGUGUCAAUGGAAAAUAAGGCAAUUCUUUCUCCUCGAAGAAAAAUAAAAGCCAAGUUCGAAUUCUUCGAAAGUGCCCAGGAUCAAGAAAUUUUGAAUGCCUCAUCUAGCUACGAGAUGCUCUCCAUAAAAGAACACAAAAACAUCCAGGCCAAUAUCAUCGGUGCUAAGCUCUUUCUUUGAAAAAAAGAUUUUUGACACUUUAAUGGUUUUAAUUAAGUGUUAUUUAUUUAUUUAUUUAUUUCUUAAAUUUGGUACUUAUUUGUUACCAGCCGUUAUGUUUUGACUCGAUACUCAGGUCUGUUGAGUCAACGUCGACGAAUCGUCGUCUUCUUGUUUAUUGUUUUACGGUAUUUUAAGAGACAUUUAAACGCAGUAUUUUACAAGCAAAACAAAAAAUUAUCACAUUUUCUCCCAAUUAAAACAACCAAGGAAAACCUAUCGAGGAAAGCUGCUAGUCCUCCAAUUACAAGAAUAACGAAUCUGGACAGAUUUGAUCAUGAAGUUGAAUUUAUGAACCCCAAAUCUAUUUAGCUCUAUUUCAAGGGGAAUCUUUACAAGAACCAAGACAUAACUAGAUUUCUGACUAAUUCUGACGUUUAAUAUUGUUUUUAGUGACAAAUACUAAGUUAUGACAAAGUAAGCUAAAAAAGCAGAUACCCUCUGAGAGAAGUUACCAAGUUCGAGUUUCGCACAAGCGAUAGUCCAGCGACAGGAGUUAAUGUUUCCAAGCGCGGUAACUACUUUUAAGCCUGUGUUUGAUUUUGGUUGUCCUUCAAUGACCUCAAGCAACUUGGCGGGAGAAAAGGAUAUUAAAAAACGUUUCUUCGAGUUCAACGGUGCACGUUUUCACACUUUUAUGGCAUUUAAUGGCUAGCUGACUACUAAGUAACGAAGGCUAAACUAAAAUAAAUGUCGUAAAUUUGACACUUACGAUGUCACAAUUCACUAGCGAAUCACCUGUCGAUCAAAAGAUUAGUAUUAAUAACUGCUUUGUUAAACACGUUUGGUUAAUUAAGUUUCCGAGGAAACUAGUCAACAGUUUGAAACAAAAGAGGAUAUCCUUUCUUGUUUGAAUUGAAUGAUAAAUUUGUAUUCGGCUUUGUUUAGCAAUCAAGGUUUCAAACAGUCAAGGAGAUCUAUCUAUCCUACAUGUAAGCUGUCAGUUUUAAAUCAGCUGCAACGCGUCCGUGUUUAAUCUUCGCGCCGAGUUCCUGCCAGCUAAGCUGAAGGAAAACACGCCGUGGACAAAAGAUUCCUUAAAAACGAGGAUUUACUAUUAAAUUACUACGUAGCCUGCGAGUAAGUUUUCCCUGGACACAAGAACCAAUGCGCUUCUGGUUGGAAAAUUAAUUAAGGGAUGCUUCACGUAUUCGGCAAACAACAGAGGUCAGAUUCAAUUCAAGUUGAGAAAUUCUCAAGAAAAAGGGCAGAUAAAAACAGCUCAAAAAAUUGUUGUGGAUAAGAAAUUGCGUGAAACCAAUUAUUUAUGUGAAGAAAUAAUGAAGAGUAAACGACAUGUAAAGGAGGAACUUGGUCACGUGCUGCAAAUUUAUGUUUGCCGUUUGGCGUAAACGUGAUGCUUAUCAUCUCUAAUAUCAAUAAGUGUCGUCAGCGUGAGUAUCGGUUUUAAAAGGGUCGCUGAGGAAAUCAAGCCCUCUUACAGGUAUGCCAUUUGGUGCAUGCGCAUUAAGGAGAAGAAAAUCGCACCAUUGCAGGUCACUUAUGAAAUAUUGAUCAUCACACAUUUUUAACUGAUGCGUGAAAUAGGGAAGUCUGAUCGGACCGUUCAGGAGGAAAAAUUCAACAAUCAUGGGUAAUACCCUCAUCAGGCUGUUUAAACGCUUGUUUGGCAAGGAAGAAGUGCGUAUAUUGAUGGUAGGUUUAGAUGCAGCAGGAAAAACAACCAUCUUGUAUCAGCUGAAACUAGAUGAGCCAAUUACAACGAUCCCGACAAUAGGGUUUAAUGUGGAGACUGUGGAAUACAAAAACAUCAGUUUUACGGUCUGGGAUAUCGGCGGACAGGAUAAGAUCCGCGUUUUGUGGCGUCUUUACUAUCAAGAAACUCAGGGACUUAUUUUCGUUGUGGAUAGCAGCGAUAGGAAUCGCGUGGAUGAGGCGAAAAAUGAACUGUUUAAACUGCUGGCCGAAGACGAAUUACAAGAAGCUGUCCUUUUGAUCUUUGCAAAUAAACAGGAUCUACCCAAUGCAAUGUCUACCGCGGAACUGAGCGAGAAGUUAGGGCUGCAUACCCUGAAAGGGAGAAGAUGGUAUAUACAGGCCACGUGCGCGCUGAAAGGGAAGGGGCUUUACGAGGGAUUGGAGUGGCUUUCGCAACAGAUUCGAGAACAACAAAUCAAAUUUAAAUGA
Messenger RNA from Porites evermanni, 4144 nucleotides. The record is from the annotation of a GenBank genome assembly. NCBI's taxonomy places the organism in Eukaryota, Metazoa, Cnidaria, Anthozoa, Scleractinia, Poritidae.